Pectinophora gossypiella (pink bollworm) is the source of this 4787-nucleotide messenger RNA. RefSeq names its product CDK5 and ABL1 enzyme substrate 2. NCBI's taxonomy places the organism in Eukaryota, Metazoa, Arthropoda, Insecta, Lepidoptera, Gelechiidae. Gene Ontology annotation, biological process: regulation of cell cycle. The transcript is spliced from 9 exons. The coding region runs from base 127 to 1716 and encodes 529 amino acids. The record is from RefSeq and is a predicted model, not a curated record.
GAUCGAUGACAGAUUCAGUGUUUUGGGAUUUUUAGAAUAGUAAAUAAAUUCAGUGUAAUUAGCCUUGAUCUCACGAAUUUUAAAAUUAUCUAAUAGGGGCUUGAUAAAAGUUUCGUGUCUACUAAAAUGUCGAACAGCCGUAAUAAAUACGAGAAGGCUAGACGACGAUUAGCUGCUGUAACCUUUUUAUCAAAUAUAUCUCUUGAUGGCUCUUUUAGAGAUACGGAAUUAUGCCAGAUUUCUAAUAAAUCAAAGCAAGAUAAAACUGAUAGCGGCCAGAAAUCUGGUGAUGCCACCCAACAUGAUAGUAGUAGUGGUGUGAAGAGCGUUACUCGUAACCGCAACAAAUUGCCGCAAUGCAGUCCAGUCCAUCGCAUUGGAAUCGACAAUCACUCUAUUAGCUCAGAUUCUGAAUAUAAUAGCACUAUUACUCCUAUUAAAGGCGCAAUACAUCACUCUUUCAGAGAUAGGUGUUCGUCAGCUUCAGAAAAGUUUGCUUCCCGAACAAAAAAACAUCUUGUAUCUAUAGCUGGCAUUACUACAGAUGAUAAGAGCAGCUCUGAGAGUUUGACCUUUGGCCGUUUCCGUGCAAGUAAUCCUAGCAUACCAGAAAAUCAUGCAUCAUAUAUAAAUGAAGUUCGUUUUGUGCGUCCAACUAAAGGUGUAACAUUCAAAGAUGAAAGAAUUGCAUUUGCACUGGGCAAAGGGGUUCCUUUGGUAGUGUUUAGUACUAUACCAUAUUCAAAAACUAUCAAAACUGCUCGUGCUGAUCUUAGGAAAGAUGGAGGGCGUAGGCGAAACACCUCUGGCACAAGGCCUCUAUCUUCAAUUACUGACAAUGGAGUGGAUCCAUUUGAUCUUCUUGGCUUGGAGAGAGAAGAGAAUGGCCAAGAAAUUUCAUACUCAAAACUAUUGGUACCAUCCAGAGUUUGUACCCGAGAACAAUACAGGAAAAUGUAUGAAGGGGACUUUCAUGAUAAACCCAGUUGGAAAGUGAUGAACCGACACCCUCAUGUUAUAGCUAGGACUAAGUUAUUGACGAGGCACAAGGAUAAAAAAUGGUGCUUCUCAUAUGAGUCGUCUCAGAGGACUACAAUGGCGGCGUCGCCUCCACACUCGUCAAUCGACAGUAAAUCAUUUGACUGGGAUGAAACGACCAUGCGCUCAAAAAAAUAUGUUACAUACUGUCCUAACGUCCUCGAUGAUCCGGAACUAAUCGCCGGUAAACAUAGGACCCUUCUAACGUUUACGUCUUAUAUGACUUCUAUAAUUGACUACGUGCGGCCGCAAGACUUGAAGAAGGAAUUAAAUGACAAGUUUAGAGAGAAGUUCCCGCAUAUUAAACUUACGCUUAGUAAAUUAAGAAGCAUAAAAAAAGAAAUGCGCAAGAUUGCAAAGCAUGACAAUGGCGGCAUUGAUCUACUGUCCGUCGCACAAGCUUACGUGUACUUCGAGAAGUUAAUUCUUGCAAAUCUAAUAAACAAAGAUAACCGAAAACUUUGUGCCGGCGCAUGUUUACUGCUGUCGGCGAAACUAAAUGACGUUAAAGGCGAACAGUUGAAGGCGCUCAUAGAGCGCAUAGAGACAACAUUUCGUAUCAACCGGAAAGAUCUGAUGCGGUUCGAGUUCGCUGUGUUAGUAGCACUGGAGUUUGGCUUGCAUGUACCAUUGUACGAAGUUUUUCCACAUUACCAGCGACUGCUGCACGAGUCGUGACCUUGGCGUAGACUGGCCCUGGAUCAAUGCGCGCGACACUUGCGGCACGGCCACCGCAGGCGCGCCAGCAUUGUUGAGAAUCUACGUGUUAGUUCUUGGUUGUAAAACAGACUAGAAUCAAUCGUUAUUCGUGUGAAGUGAACCCAAAUUUACAGCCUGCUAGAAGGCACAAGCCUGAUUGGCUUUGAUUGAUUGGCUGCGUAAGAAAUCUAGUAGUCAUAUCGUAAGAUAAUAAAUGGUGCCAAAGACAAGCGAGACAGGUAGGUACUGAUACAAUUUGUACCGUGAAUUUGUACCCAGACGACCUAUAAAAUGUUAGAAAGUUGUUUUUGUGUCUGUGCUGUAAAUUUUGCCUAAUUUAAAUGUUCCUAAAGCAGAUAUUGAAAAACUUAGCCAACUUAUGUAAACAUAAUACGUAAAUGAAUAUGUUUGUUUCUAUUGCGUUUACUAGGAGUAACUUCUCUUAGGUAAGGUGUGUAUGAUAUUGUUUGUCUGUAAAAAAGCUAGCACAAAAUGGCGUAGAGAGGCUAAUAGUUAUUAGGGAUUGUUAACGCUUAGCUGCAUAUACUCAAUGUAAUAUUAACGUAAACGUAACGUAGUAACGUAAAGUGUAUGAUUAUUUAAUACAUAACAUAAGCCCGCGACCAUAUCCCAAAUGGAUUAGUCAGAGGUCUAUUUAACGGUACUUUUUUAAUGCUACUGUUUUGCGUCGUUUUGGAACAAAGCUUAGACCUGUACAAAUGCUUGCAGUUUCUGUGUAUUCCUAAGUAUUUCAUCCUCCUGCGCUUAUCCUAUUCAAAGUGGGGUCGGCACAAAGUAUUCAUCCAUGCAUCUCUGUCAGUUUCAGUACCACACCAACGAUUUCAUGGGUUACCCCCUACCUACUAUCCAUCUAUAUGCACAUUCAUUUUGUAUUCCUAAGUAAUUUAAUAGUACCUACUAUAAAUGCAUUUUCAAUCUAAAAUAUGCUCAAAAUACUUAUAUAUAUAUCGUCUUAUGAAAAGUACGUAAACGCCUUUUUAAAAAAAAAUCACACACAGAUGUAAUUUUUAUGUACAAAACCUCGCAAUAGACGAGCUAGUUCAAAUCCAGGUAAAAAAAUGUAGUCUCAAUGAAGGACUUUCCACGCUGCGUUCCUCAAUAACAAUAUAGAUGGCACUGUUCAGUUUUUUCUUCGUUUAACCUUCUAAUUUCAUGGAUAACAGGCAUAUGCAUCUUUCAUUUGUUUUUGGGUAUCAAUAAUGAGCCUUGUUAUAAACCCAGGCACAAUUACAUUUUCCACCCAUUAUUAUUCCAAUCAAAAUAAAGUGAAGCAAUAUAGGUAGCAACAUAAUUAUAAACAAUAUAAUCUGAUCCAAAUGUCAAGCAACAAUUAUUUUUUGUUAUGCUUCUGCCAUUUACAUUGUAUUUUUGAAUAAUUAUGUUGGUACCCGAGCAAUGAGAGAAUAGGUAAUUUUACCAAUUUUCGUAUUAAAACUGUACAACGCGAUUGUGAAUUUUUGAGGAACAUAGCCUAGUUCGAGGUUUUGUUGGAGAAAACUACAACAGACCGUGAUUAUUUAAAAAGACGCUUGCGUGGUUUUCAUUAUAAGAAAGGCGCCGAUACACGGUGUAAGAACUCGUUGAGAAAUACUUUUCGAAGUAUUGUAGUGGUAGCGAAAAGUAUAAUAUAGAGCGUGUAUAAAACUGUGAUAUAGACGUUAUACAGUAGAGUGAUGAACACAAUACAGCCGUCUGAUGAAAUCUGCGGCUUUGGUAGUAUUAUUUAAAAAGUAAGGCCAGUAGUCACGUUUGUAGCAUAUUUUUAUAAAUUAUAUAGAGUAUAGUAUUCGCCCGUCUAAUUAAUAAAAAAUAAGUAUAACAAACACGUUAUAUAUUUUAUUAUAUAUUUCUUGUAUUUAAGUAUUUUACUUUGCAAAAGUUUCCUCAGUCGUGCAAUAAUACAGUAAUGUACGUAUAUGGAUUGUUAAUUGCUCAAAUUCAUCUUAAUAUUACAUAACAUAUUAUAUUAUUCUUCUGUAUAAUUUUAUACGUAAUCCAUUACGAUUGUAGAGAUCUCAUGUUUGUUGAGUCUAACUAAGCAAGUAGAUACUACAUACGUAAAAAACCCAAUUAUUCAAAGCCCCAAAGUUGAAACGAAUUUGUCAAAAUAAAUAAAUUGUUUACUUCGAAUGAAAGCACAUUAUAUCCAUAUAUUAUGUUAGUAAAACAGUGAAAAAUAUUGUUAGUAAUUUAAUUAUAAUAAUUAUGCAAUAAUAGGGUAUUUUCCAAAUAGUCAAAUCAGUUACUUUUUACUAAACGUCAAAACACGAAAUUAAUAUCGAAUUUGUAUGAAAAAGCAACCUGUGACGUCAUAGAAAAACGUGACAAAAUGUCGCAAUUAUUAUUACAUUUUUCUUUAUUAAAAUUCAUAAAUAAGUUAUAUAUAGAAAAAAGAAAACGUUUUUUGUUACCGUUACUGUCUUUAUUUAGAAAGAAUAAGAAUAAAAUAAAUUUAUUGCCAGUAACAAUUAGUAAUCAGAAUUUCAUAAAUCAUCUUUGACCUAGGAAACUACCCAAUUGUAGUAGUGAAGUAGAAUAACCUUCACGAGAACGGCUAAGUUCCCGUGAUCGUCAAAACCCUACGCACAAAACACCUCCAGAACGGUGAUGUGUACUGGGGGGUCAAAAUGGCCACAUUGAAGCAAUUCAUCUAAGAAAAGUAAUGUUGCAUUUUGACAUUUGCGCAUAAAAGGUGCGCAAUGCAUGGUGGUUCGAUGUGGUCAUUUUAACCCCACUGAUCAGCUCAGGUUUUCUUUUACCAUGGAUCAGCUAAUGUCACCAGGAAUGCUGUUGUGUUAUCAAAGUGUGAUUAGCUGUUGUGUUAUCAUAUUUAUUUGAACGUCGUUCCGUAUAGGAUGUGUGAGUUAGUUUAAUGUUAUUAUACCUAAAGUUACGUUUUUACUUGCGCAGCAGUGCUCUCGUUAUUGUAGGAUUAGGUAAGUUUGUGUGAUGAACUUAUUGAGUAACCCAUUGUUAUUUGAAAUCAAGUUAAUACAUUUUGUUGGAAUAAAUAUUUAUUAAAAAAUUGA